Eutrema salsugineum is the source of this 5541-nucleotide messenger RNA. RefSeq lists its product as uncharacterized. The coding region runs from base 1 to 5541 and encodes 1846 amino acids. The transcript has a single exon. Gene Ontology annotation, molecular function: RNA-DNA hybrid ribonuclease activity; nucleic acid binding. Gene Ontology annotation, biological process: DNA integration. The record is from RefSeq and is a predicted model, not a curated record. NCBI's taxonomy places the organism in Eukaryota, Viridiplantae, Streptophyta, Magnoliopsida, Brassicales, Brassicaceae.
AUGUCAGGAGUUCAAAUCAAUGAGACGACUAGUCUACCCAUCUCAACUACAGCCGAAGAGGGAUUUCAUACGUCACCGGUUAACAAUCCAGAGACCUCGAAUAGGCAAUCACCAACGAUAAAUCCCGUGGAAAUCGCAACUUCGCUCCCAGAAGCGCAAGCUGCAAAUCAAAGCACGCCAGCUCCUAUCGACGUCGCAACGUUAUUCGCAACAAUGAUGGCUCGAAUGGAAGAGCUGAAUCAUCAGACAAGCGCUCGCCUGAACGAGCUCGCCGCGGCACAACUUUCUUGUCAAGAUCAAGUCAACACGUUACAUUCGUCAGAGACCCAAGCUCCAGAAAGACGUGCCCAAGAAAUUCAACGAGUACAGCGCGCCUUAUUCGGAGAUUCGCCAGCACCACCAACGACACAAAAUCACCCGGCCUCGAACUACGAUGAGGUGAACAUCGGAGCUCCCGAACACGAAACGCGUCGACCUCAGAUAAGAAACUCACAGCAAGACGAAGAAAUGCUCGAGAUGAGGGCCAAAUUGCGAGCCAUGACUUCGCUUGUACAUCAAGCCACUAGCUCGGCACCCGAGAUCGACCGUGUGUUGAAAGAAAGCCAAAGCACGCCGUUCACGACCCGAAUCACCGACUUCCCGAUUAGAACUCAAGUGAAGUUCAACCUCCCGACAUAUACAGGCAACUCGGACCCAAGCCAAUUCAUGACCGCGUUCAGCAUUCAAAUGGGCCGAGCACGAUUCACCCCCGAGGAAAAAGAUGCAGGCUUCUGCCAACUGUUCGUUGAAAACCUCGGCAGGGCGGCCCUCGUUUGGUUCUCCAAGUUAAAAGUGAACUCGAUUGACAGCUACCAAGCAUUGUCGACCGCAUUCCUCAAGAGGUACAUGAAGUAUAUCCAAGGCGCAGUUUCCAGCGCCGACCUCUACCAGAUCAAACAAGGCGAAAAAGAAUCCCUUCGGUCUUUCAUCAGCAGGUUCAAUGCGAUCGUUUCUCGGAUCACCGUGACUGACGAAGCAUCGCUGCCAGCUCUUCGGAAUGCCCUGCGAAUCGAUUCGAAGUUUCGGGACAGCCUCAAGUUCAGCAAACCCCGAACUCUCGAAGACGCGCUUCACCGUGCCACUUUAUACAUCGAAGACGAAGAAGAAAAAGAGACCGCGUCGCCAGCAAAAGCGACACCGAAGCAGCAACCUCACAAAGAUACCCCCAAACAAGAUUAUCAGGAACCUCGACAACACCUCGACAAUAACUAUCGAGGUGAUAAUCGCCGAGGAGCGACGUACAACAUCAGCACUCAACAGCAGCAAAAUCACCCAUACCAAAACCAAUCAAACACCUGGCAGCGAGGAGAUCAUGGAGAGACACGACCCUUCUGCGACUAUCACAACAAGUAUGGUCACCCUACUGCGAUGUGUCGCGAACUUCAGGCCUACUUGCUCGCAAAAUAUCGCAAGGGGGAGAUCGCAUUAGUCAACCAGCCCCAAAACACCACGCCGCGAAACAGCGGGGCUCGACCAACGGCUUCCGCCGAACAGCUUCCACCUCCUCCUCCAACGAACGAUCAAUCCAACGACAACGUCGCGAAGAGAGACCGUGGAAACCAACCUCGAUGUGACACUCCUCCGACAUCUCGAAAGAAGGUGUUUUUUAUCAUGGGAGGCCUAUCGACGUGCAACGAUUCCGUCAGGUCGAUAAAAAAGUACGGCCGCCAGGUCAUGCUCGCAGAAAAAUGGCAAGUUAAAAGCCCCAAGACCGCCGAUAACGAUGCGAUCACUUUCACCGAGGCCGACACUGAAGGGGUCGACAUGCCACAUAACGAUCCGCUUGUGGUCGAGCUGCGGAUCGCGGAUUGUGAAGUAUCUCGAAUACUGGUCGAUACAGGAAGCUCGGUCGACCUAAUCUUCAAAGAGACGCUUGACAAAAUGGCACUGACUAACCAUUACCUCAAGUCAUCGGUUAAGCCACUCACGGGAUUCGAUGGAGACACAGUCUACUCGAUCAGAACGAUCAGGCUUCCAGUCUACGCGGCAAAGACGACUCGCCUCGUCAAAUUCGUCGUCGUCGACAAACCCGCCAUCUAUAACGUAAUUUUGGGAACGCCCUGGCUGCAAUCCAUGAAAGCGGUACCAUCGACCUAUCAUCAAUGCCUCAAAUUCCCAACCACCUUCGGGGUAAAAACCAUCCGAGGUUCUCAGGAGAUAUCGAGACUCUGCUUCGCCGCAGAGCACAAGCUCCGAUCCAAAUCCGUGAUUCCAGCCAAGGCGUGUCUUACGAUUCUACCCGUAACUCAAGUCGAUUUGCCAACUCAAGAAAGAGCGAAGCAGGAGCUCGUCGUCCAAGUCAACAUCGACGAAAGCGACCCUGAACGAUGCGUAGGGAUCAGAGCCGAUCUAAAGGAGGAAAUCAAGGUUGAGCUCGUACGACUUCUUCGCCGAAAUGCAACGACAUUCGCCUGGUCAGUAAGCGAUAUGCCCGGGAUCGAUCCCUCAAUCACAAGUCACGAGCUUAACAUCGAUCCUACGUUUAAACCGAUCAAGCAGAAGCGGAGGAAGUUAGGUCCAGAAAAGGCACAAGCUGUCAAUGAUGAGGUCGAACGUUUGUCAAAGGCUGGAUCGAUCAUCGAGGUCAAAUAUCCAGAAUGGCUGGCAAACCCCGUUGUCGUCAAAAAGAAAAAUGGCAAAUGGCGAAUCUGCGUAGACUUCACCGACCUCAAUAAAGCAUGCCCCAAGGAUAGUUUCCCCUUGCCGCACAUCGAUAGAAUCAUCGAGGCGACGGCAGGCAAUGAGCUCCUAUCAUUCAUGGACGCCUUCUCCGGGUACAAUCAGAUCACGAUGCAUCCCGAAGAUCGUGAGAAGACAUCCUUCAUCACCGAUCGAGGAACCUAUUGCUAUAAGGUAAUGCCGUUCGGCUUAAAGAACGCGGGCGCAACAUACCAACGACUAGUCAACCACAUCUUCGCCGAUCAAUUGGGACGAACAAUGGAGGUUUACAUCGACGAUAUGCUAGUAAAGUCGCUCACCGCCGGUGAUCACAUCGGCCAUCUGCAAGCUUGCUUCACCGUUCUAAAUCAAUACCAGAUGAAGCUCAAUCCAACUAAGUGUACCUUCGGGGUAACUUCCGGAGAAUUCCUAGGCUACAUCGUCACAAAACGAGAAAUCGAGACAAAUCCGAAGCAGAUUGAUGCCCUAAUCAAUCUCCCAUCACCUCGCAACACUCGUGAAGUCCAACGUCUUACCGGCCGAAUUGCGGCGCUCAACCGAUUCAUCUCGCGAUCCACAGAUAAGUGUCUUUCAAUCUAUCAACUUCUCCGAGGCAACAAACGUUUCGAGUGGGACAGUAAAUGUGAGGAGGCCUUCCAACAGCUCAAGGGAUACCUCGCCAGCCCUCCAAUUUUAGCCAAACCUGAAACAGGCGAAACCCUCUACCUCUAUAUCGCUGUAUCGAGCUCGGCAGUAAGCGGCGUUUUAGUCAAAGAAGAUCGAGGCGAGCAGAAACCGAUUUUCUACGUUAGUAAAACUCUGGACGACGCAGAAAAACGAUAUCCGACUUUGGAGAAACUCGCACUCGCGGUCAUCAUGUCUGCCAGAAAGCUACGACCCUACUUUCAAUCCCAUUCGAUCAUCGUCUUGACCAAUCAACCACUCCGAACCAUACUGCACAGCCCGAGCCAGUCAGGUCGCAUGGCAAAGUGGACUGUCGAGCUGACAGAAUAUGAUAUUGAAUAUCGCAAUAAGACAAGUGCCAAAUCGCAGGUCCUCGCAGAUUUUCUGGUAGAGCUUCCGCCAGAGCUAAUCCAGACCGACCUACCUGACGAGAAGUGGUCCUUAUACGUCGAUGGAUCCUCCUCGUCCCGAGGCGCAGGUAUCGGCAUCCGCCUAGAAUCUUCGACGAAAGAGAUAUUGGAGCAAUCGUUCCGGCUCAAAUUUCCAGCCUCCAAUAAUGAAGCGGAGUACGAGGCUUUACUCGCAGGACUACGUCUAGCGCAAGGAAUCGGGGUCAAAAAAAUCGAAGCUUUCUGCGAUUCCCAGCUCGUUGCUAGUCAGUAUAGCGGCGAUUACGACACCAGAAACGACCGGAUGGAUUUGUAUCUUAAAGCCGUCAAAAACCUCGCUGAUCGCUUUAAACUUUUCUCACUCACCAGAAUUCCGAGGAGUGACAACACCUCAGCAGAUGCACUAGCCGCCCUCGCAUCGACGUCUGAACCACAUCUAAGGCGCGUAAUCCCGGUAGAAAGCAUCGAUUCCCCUAGCAUUGUCUUACCUCGAGGAGUAUGCGCGGUUCGAGAACUUGAAGCGAACAGAUUGGACGCCGUCGAGUUGCCUCCCCCCGAGGUCAUCGAUGAACCUGCCGAACAAGAGCCAGCAACCGAAGAUUGGAGGAUCGAAAUCUUGCUCUACAUUACAGACGGCCAAGUUCCACCCGAUCGAUGGGCAGCGAGGCGCUUAAAAAAUCGAAGCGCUAAAUACAUUCAGUCACACGGCAACCUCUAUCGUUGGAGCUCGACGGGCUCCCUGCUCAAUUGUCUUCACGGCGAAGAGACACUCGAUGUCAUGCGGGAAACACAUGAAGGGGCGUGUGGAAAUCACUCCAACGGUCGAGCUCUCGCUCUAAAAAUCAAGAACCACGGUCAUUUUUGGCCAACAAUGCUUACCGAUUGCGAUCGAUUCGUAGCUCGCUGCGAGCAAUGCCAACGACAUGCGCCAAUGAUCCACGCACCAGCCGAGCUUCUGGCUGCUUCCUCGCCACCUUAUCUCUUCAUGCGAUGGGCGAUGGACAUCAUCGGUCCACUUCCUCGAUCCCGACAAAAACGAUUCAUACUUAUCAUCACCGAUUACUUUACGAAAUGGGUCGAGGCCGAGUCCUACGCCAAAAUCAAAGCAACCGACGUGAAGAACUUUGUCUGGAAAAAUAUCAUAUGCCGUCACGGAUUGCCCUACGAGAUCGUCACCGAUAAUGGUUCCCAGUUCAUCUCCGAUGUAUUCGAGGACUUCUGUGCCAAAUGGAAAAUACGACUUAGCAAGUCAACACCACGAUACCCACAGGGAAACGGACAGGCAGAACCGACCAACAAAACCAUCCUCGACGGCAUCAAAAAAAGACUCGAAGAUAAGAAGGGCUUAUGGGCGGAUGAGCUGGACGGAGUCCUAUGGUCACAUCGAACUACACCGCGCAGAUCGACGAAUAAAACCCCUUUCUCGUUGUCUCACGGCAUGGAAGCCUUAGCCCCCGUCGAGGUCGGUCUACCAACCAUACGCAGAACGAUGUUGACACAAGAUGGUAAAAAGAACGGAAGAAUGAUGAAGGAAAGCCUCGACAUGCUCGAGGAGGAGCGAGAUCACGCCCUGUUACGUAUGCAAAAUUAUCAGCAGCAAAUCUCACGAUACUACAACAAACGCGUGAAAGGAAGGCACUUCGAAGCCGGCGACCUCGUCCUUCGAAAGGUGUUCGAGAAUACCGAAGAAUACCGCGCCGGAAAAUUGGGCGCAAAGUGGGAAGGCCCUACCAAAUCACUAACGUUGUUAAACCUGGUGUUUACGAGCUGA